AUGGUAUUUUAAUGUUGUGUUGCAUGUGGAAGGAAAUCAGAAGGAUUAGUGAAAUUGCUUCCUCAUUUCAAAUCCUCCAGGGAUUACGAGUAUAUCCAUAAAAAGUGCCUAUUAUUUUACAAAUCUGAUUGGAAUAAUCGGUUGGCAGUCAAUGAUAAAUUAUUUUACAAGGAUUACUUGCAACAUUGUUCAAUAUGUGGGAAAAAAAACUAUAAAUAAGUUGUUCAUUGUUCACAGAGUUUAUGUCAAAAGAGCUUUCACUUUGAUUGUGUAGACAACCCUAUAAUAUCUAAGACUGAAGAGAAUGGUCACCGCCCUCCUUAGUUAUUGAUAUUUUGCUCAUACCAUGAUUCAAUCUAAAAUGUUGUUACUGAUUUAGAUGAAGCAGUGAAUUCCCUAUAUAACUCUUACUUAGUUUAGAAGGAAUAAUAGGAAGAACCACAUUCGCAUCAUAGAUCUAAGCAUAAAAAGAAGCACAAAAAGAAGCAUUCCCACAAAAGAUCUCGUUCCCACAGAAAAAAAUCAAGGCGUUCCAGCAAAAAUUUGAAGUUUAGCGAUGGAGAAGAGUCGGAAUCAAAAAAAUCGAUUUCCGAAAUCAUCAAGCCGAUGUAGACUAAUAAAAGUCUUCUAGUUAUUCAGAAAAACAUAAUAACUAAUGAUUUGAUCUGUCAAGCCUAUUCAAGUAAACUGUAGAGCAAGCCUUAGAUAGAGAUAGAGUCUAAGGCACCAAAGACAUUAAAUUAUGAAAUUCAACAUUAAAAUCAUUAAUAAUAGUAACAAAUCAAGCCUUAGAUAUUACCUUAAAUAUAAUAGCCAUUACAACAAUAAUAGAUAUAAAAAGAGAAUCAGAAGAACAUAAUUAUUAAAUAAUAAAUAUUUCCUUAGAUAACUAAAAUUUCUGUGGAAGAUCCAGAAUUUCCAAGGUAAGAGAGAGAAACAAAGAGAGAUUAAUCUAUUGCAAAAUGGUGGGACAAGAUAGAAGAAGUGUUUUUUAAAGGGGAAAAAUAAAUGCCUUUAACUAAAUAAGAAGAGUUCGAAAAUUCAUUUUAAUGGCAUGAACAACCUUUAGAUUAGGAGCUUUUAGAUAUUUCAGAUGCGAGUAAUUUUGUUAAGAUAUCUUUAUAGAGACUCCAUGAAUGUUGUUUUUCGAACUUCACAAUCUUCCUAUUAGUACACUAAUUGUAAAACAAUCUUUUAGAUUCAUACGAUAUAAUCUCACUGAUUAAAUUGGUCGAACGAAUACCAAAGGAUAGAUCCUAACAAAUCUAAGACUUUAUAGAUAUCCAUCAGAAAGUGUCCCUUUUUAAAGAAAUUCGUAAAUUUCUGAAAAUGAAGUAAAAAUAUAAAUUUGCUAAAAAGGAGCCAGUAGGAAAAAGUCUUAUUUUUCAUGAAUCCUGCGAAUUAAGCCAGGAGGAUUUCGAUCAAUGCUUAAUAUUGGAAGAUAAAAUAAAAUCAUAAUACUAACUUUUAGAAUUGUAAUUGGAUAUUGAAAAUGAGACAGUCGAAUAAUUUGAUAUCGUAUAUCAUGCAUUAAAGGAAGAUUUGAACGAAGUAGUUUAGCAAAAUAAUUAAAUGAGAGAAAAUAUAAACAACUAAAUAAUCACUACUAAAGAUCAAUAGACAAUGAAGACACUCAAGAAAAAACAAUAAAUGAUUAUGGAUUUAUUAAAAUGGUCACAGAUUGUCAAAGCCUUUAUUAAUGGAUAUAAGGACAAGCAGAAGGAUAUUCUAAAUACAUUUUACCCUUGUUUAAAUUUAGAUUCUCAAUCCUCAUAAAAAGCCUAGUUAAAAAAGAAGAAAAUUCAUUCCAAAGAAAAUUCAAAACCACUUGAUACUGACUGCAAGAUAUGCUUUGAUUAUCAUUAUACAGAUUUUAAUCCAGUUAUCUAUUGUGGUAGAUGCUCAACAUCAUUCCAUAAAAUUUGUUAUUGUUUUAUAGGAAAUCUUGAUGAAUAAGAUGUCCUUUGUGAUGCAUGUUUAUUUGAAUAAAACAAAUCAGGUACAACAAAAAGGAAUCCAGCAAAAUGUAGGAUUUGCAAAAAAUUAGGGCUUCCUUAAAAACAAAUUGAUAAUCAAUUUUAUCAUGUUUCGUGCUUAUUACUAACAAAUUUAGUCAUUAUAAAAAAAGGCGUUUAUAAAGUGAGAAAUAGUAAGAGUGAUAUUAAGUAAUUCUGUAAGGACAAUGAAACAAGUACUCCUUAAUGUGCUAUUUGUGGCGAUGACAAGGGUAUUGAUUUUUUCAUUAUAGGAUUUCGAUUUACUUGUUUUGGCAAUGAAACAAUCCCUUGUAGACAUGCAUUCCAUCCUUUAUGUGCUUACCUUCAUGGACUAACAAUUGAUAUAGAGAGUGAAGACAUAGAAAAAUGUUUUGCAGAACAAAAGUUUGGAUAAUUGAAUGUUCGAAUUUAAUGUGUGUUACAUUGUGGAAAAGAUUUACAAGAUUUAUUACUUCAAACUUAUUAUAGACGAUUUGCAUUAAAUUAUGAAUCAGCAGCUUAAUGUGGAGGCUAAGAUGUAUUUUUAGAAUAAUUUAAAACAACAAAAGGAUAUAAAUAUUUAUACUCAAAGUAACCAAUAUCGAAGAAUGACACUUUAUAAUCAUAAAUACAUAAUUUGAAUGGAACAACAACAUUGAUGUGA
Paramecium tetraurelia is the source of this 2640-nucleotide messenger RNA. RefSeq lists its product as uncharacterized. The record is from RefSeq and is a predicted model, not a curated record. Lineage: Eukaryota; Ciliophora; Oligohymenophorea; Peniculida; Parameciidae. Gene Ontology annotation, biological process: regulation of transcription by RNA polymerase II. The transcript has 5 exons.